Messenger RNA from Eucalyptus grandis, 5575 nucleotides. RefSeq names its product callose synthase 12. NCBI's taxonomy places the organism in Eukaryota, Viridiplantae, Streptophyta, Magnoliopsida, Myrtales, Myrtaceae. The record is from RefSeq and is a predicted model, not a curated record. The transcript has a single exon. Gene Ontology annotation, biological process: (1->3)-beta-D-glucan biosynthetic process. Gene Ontology annotation, molecular function: 1,3-beta-D-glucan synthase activity. Gene Ontology annotation, cellular component: plasma membrane; 1,3-beta-D-glucan synthase complex. Bases 224 to 5419 code for a protein of 1731 amino acids.
UGGAUGUGGAAAAGAUGAGCUCUUCUCUGGGGUUGGAUUUAGUUAAUAAUAAAACUACAGAGUGAAGUCAUGUCAUACGACUUUCCGUGUCACUUUCCCGACCCACUAGAAUUUUGAUCGUGACCUCCCCCAGCUCUCUCAACUCUGCUUGCCAGUAGAUAUAGAUGCACAGGCAAGCUACUGCUCAGGUUCUCUGCCUCUCUGCUUCCACAUUCACGUGAAGAUGGACCAGACAGAAGCAGAACUAGAAGAGGUGUACAAUAUAGUCCCACUAAGCAAACUCUCUGGCGAUCACCGCUGCCGUCGAUCGCCGGAUCUCCGCACCCUGGUGUCCACCUUGCGAACCUUCACUGUCGAUCUUCAGAAACCACCUCUUGCACCAUGGCAGAGUCACUACGACCUUCUUGACUGGCUUUCUCUCUUCUUUGGCUUCCAGGAGGACAACGCUCGGAAUCAGCGUGAGCACCUUGUCCUCCACCUCGCCAACCACCACUUGCGCAGCGCCGAAACGCCGCAAGACGACGUCAUUUCGCUUGACCCCAGAGUUCUCCGCUGUUUCCGUGAGAAGCUGCUCCAGAACUACGAGGAAUGGUGCUGUUUCUUGGGGGAGAAGUCCGAGGUAAGGCUGAUUGAUGGUCCCGGUAACUCUGGAACAAUUUGCCAUGAACUUUUGUAUGUCUCUCUCUAUCUCCUCAUCUGGGGCGAGUCCGCUAACUUGCGGUUUUUGCCCGAGUGCAUUUGUUAUAUAUUUCACAACACGGCAAGGGAGUUGAAUAUGAUCUUGGAAGAUCGCAUGGAUCCGGAAACUGGGGCUCCUCUGCUGCCAAAAUGUUCAGGGAAAAAUGGAUUCUUGGAUGGUAUUGUGAAGCCCCUUUAUGAUGUUGUUAAAGAGGAGGUUGAAAAAGGCCGUAAUGGGAUUGCCCCGCAUAACGAAUGGAGGAAUUAUGAUGAUAUCAAUGAGUACUUCUGGAGCAGAAGGUGCUUUGAGAAGGGGGGGUGGCCUUUGGAUGCGGAGAGUAGAUUUUCCAAGAAUGCGGGCAAGACUGGUUUUGUUGAACGAAGGUCGUUUUGGAACUUGUUCAGGAGUUUCUAUAGGCUGUGGCUGAUGUUAGUUUUAUUCCUUCAAGCGGCAAUUAUCAUUGCUUGGGAGGAGGAGUACAAGUUUCCUUGGCAGGCCUUGCCAAAUAAGGAAGUGCAAAUUCGGGUUUUGAGCGCAUUUGUGACUUGGAGUGGUUUGCACCUUCUGGAGUCGCUGCUUCAUUCCGUCAUGCAAUGGGGUUUGGUCUCUAGAGAGACGUGGUGGAUCGGUAUGCGCAUGGUGCUGACAAAUGUCAUUGCAGCAACGUGGACCGGCGCUUUGGGCUGGUUUUAUGUAAGGAUUUGGUUUCAGAGGAAUGGGGAUGGGGAGUGGUCUGCUGAGGCUAACAACCGGCUUUUGCUUUUUCUCAGAUUGGCUUUUGUGUAUUUCCUUCUUAAGCUCUCAGCAUUUGCUCUGUCCUGUGUUCCCUCUUUUGGCCACUUCCUUGUUCGGAAGAAUUGGAAGAUGUGCGAGGUGCUGAUGAGCCAGACUUUUGUGGGACGUGACUUGGGGGAAAGUAAGAGGGAUUAUGCAAAGUAUACCACGUUUUGGGUAUUGGUUCUUGUGACAAAAUUCCUUUUCAGCUACUUUCUACAGAUCCAACCCAUGAUUAAUCCUACAAAAGAGCUGUUGCAUCUUAGGGAUGUAAAAUAUACAUGGCAUCAAUUUUUUGUCAACUGUAAUGGCCUUGCCAUUGGGUUGUUGUGGUUUCCCGUGGUCUUGAUUUAUAUGAUGGAUUUGCAAAUCUGGUAUUCGAUUUGGACAUUCCUGGUUGGAGUGGCAGUUGGGCUGUUCUCGAGGUUGGGUGAAAUCAGAAGCAAUCAGCAUCUGAGGUCGUGGUUUGACCAUAUUAUUAGUGAAGUUGCAAAUAAAUUUAAUCUCAUACAACAGGACCAGAUGCUGGAUGAGAGGGAGUCAACGAGGAGCAACAAAUUCAAUUACAUCAAGUUGUCAGAUCCAAGGAACUGGGUUUCUCCACACUUUAAGAAACUCGAAUGUAACCAGCUUUGGGUGCGUAAGUUUUCCGUGAUGUGGAAUGAGAUUAUUAGGACUUUCAGGGAGGAGGAUGUCAUCUCAGAUCGAGAAGUUGAGUUGCUGGAGCUGCCGAACAUUUCUUGGACAUCCCGAGUUAUAAGCUGGCCCCAUUUUCUGCUCUCCGACGAGCUGCUCUUUGCAUUGAGUGAGGCGUAUCAACUAGCAGAUGCUUCUCCCACUAGGAUCUGGCACAAGAUCUGCAAGAAUGAGUACAGGCGUUGUGCUGUCAUUGAAGCUUAUGACAGUGUCAAGCAUUUAUUACUUAAGAUAUUAGGGCCCAACUCUGAGGAGCAUUCCAUUGUUGCUGCUUUAUUUGAUGAAAUUGAUCGUUCGCUGCAAAUCAGAAAAUUCAGUGAAAUUUUUGACAUGACUGUACUACCAAAGAUUCAUGAAACUUUAACCCAUCUCGUUGAAUUGUUGAACAGAUCUGUUGUAGAUCCUGAUGAAGUGGUGUGUACUUUACAGGUCCUUUAUAAGGUUGUUACUCUAGACUUUUUCAAGCAAAGGAGAAGCUAUCAACAGUUGAAGGAGAAUGGUUUGGCUUCAUCUUGUGCAGGGUUGCUAUUUGAGAAUGCUGUUCAGUUGCCAAAUUCUAGAGAUGGAAUUUUCAGUCAGCAAAUUCGACGCCUGCAGAUGAUUUUAAUGCCUGUGGGUUCGCUGCAAAAAAUUCCUGCAAGUGAAGAGGCUCAAAGGCGAAUUGCCUUCUUCUGCAAUUCUCUAGUCAUGGAUCUUCCACGAGCUCCUCCAGUUGGGAAAAUGAAAGCUUUCAGUGUUCUAACCCCUUACUAUGAUGAAGAAGUGCUAUAUAGCAAGGAAGAACUGCAGAAAAAGAAUGAAGAUGGGAUAUCCACUUUAUUUUACCUGCAGACAAUUUACGGCAACGAUUGGCACAAUUUCAUGGAGAGGAUGCGCAAGGAAGGAAUGGAGUCUCCUGAUGAGAUCUGGACAACCAAGUUACGUGAUCUCCGGCUUUGGGCAUCACACAGAGGUCAGACGCUCGCUCGCACUGUCAGGGGAAUGAUGAAUUAUUAUAAGGCCCUGAAGUUGCUAGCUUUCCUUGAAUACCAUCAUGAUAUGGAUUUCUCCCAAGGGCUACAGGACCCGGGUUCCACAAUGCUAGAUGACAAUGCGGAUUGUUUCAGCAUGACGAGCUUGCUUUCUGAAGGUUGUGCCUGUGAGCGUGGUAUUGCUCUCAUGAAAUAUGCCUAUGUUGUUGCCUGUCAGGAGUAUGGAUCUCAGAAGGCAAAUAGGGAUCCCCGAGCAGAAGAAAUAUUGUAUUUAAUGAAAACCAAUGAAGCCCUACGCGUAGCAUAUGUCGAUGAGGUGAGUGAGGGUAAAGAAAAGGAGUAUUUCUCCGUUCUUGUCAAGUAUGAUAGACAGUUACGGAAAGAAAUCGAAAUAUACAGAAUUAAGUUGCCUGGUCCCUUCAAGCUAGGAGAAGGUAAACCGGAGAAUCAAAAUCAGGCCAUUAUCUUCACACGUGGCGAUGCAGUCCAGACAAUCGAUAUGAACCAAGACAACUACAUAGAGGAGGCACUUAAGAUGCCAAAUUUGUUGGAGGAAUUUGAGAGGCUCUAUGGUACCCGGAAUCCCACUAUUCUAGGUCUGAGGGAACAUAUAUUUACUGGUUCAGUUUCAUCGCUUGCCUGGUUUAUGUCUGCUCAGGAAACAAGUUUCGUUACCUCGGGACAGCGUGUCCUCGCCAACCCUUUGAAGGUUCGAAUGCACUAUGGCCAUCCAGAUGUUUUCGACAGGAUUUGGUUCUUGACACGAGGUGGGAUCAGCAAGGCUUCCAAAAAGAUUAACAUCUGUGAGGAUAUUUUCGCGGGCUUUAAUUGCACCUUGCGUGGUGGCAACGUGACACACCAUGAGUACAUCCAGAUUGGCAAGGGGAGGGACGUUGGGUUGAAUCAAAUAUCAAUGUUCGAAGCCAAAAUUGCAAGUGGAAGUGGGGAACAAGCUCUCAGUAGAGAUAUAUAUCGGCUGGGUAGUAAGCUUGAUUUCUUCCGAAUGCUUUCGCUCUUUCAUUCCACUGUAGGGUUCUACUUCAAUAACAUGAUGGUGAUAUGGACUGUCUAUGGCUUGUUGUGGGGGAGGUUGUAUAUGGCUCUGGGUGGCCUAGAAACUCAAGACAAAGCAAGCAGCAAGAACUGUUUCGGCCCAGUUGUAAAUAUACAGUUCAUCCAACUUAUCUUGUUCACGGGCCUUCCAGCGGUUGUGGACGGUUCAGUUGAGCAUGGAAUCCUAUCGGCUUUGUGGGAUUUUUUGGUAAUGCAGCUUGAGCUUUCAUCUGUCUUUUACACGUUCUCUAUGGGAACUCGUAGCCACUUCUUUGGCAGGACAGUUCUUCAUGGUGGUGCAAAGUACCGGGGGACUGGCCGUGGCUUUGUUGUGCAGCACAGGAGUUUUGCUGAAAAUUACAGACUCUAUGCCCGUAGCCAUUUUGUCAAGGCCCUGGAGAUUGCGCUGGUUCUUACAUUAUACACAAUUUAUAGCCCUUUAGCUAAUGGCGCAUUCUUAUUCAUAGACACGAGUGUUGCGGGCUGGUUUCUGGUCGCAUCGUGGAUGCUCUCCCCUUUCAUUUUUAAUCCUUAUGGUCUUGAUUGGUUGAAGACAGUUGAUGACUUCAACGAAUUCAUGAGCUGGAUAGGGGACCGAGGAGGCUUGUUCACGCAGAGCUGGGAAACAUGGUGGUACGAGGAGCAGGACCAUUUGCGGACGACAAGUUUCUGGGGGAAGUUUCUAGAGGUAAUCCUGGCAUUGCGCUUCUUCUUUUUCCAAUAUGGGAUCGUUUACUAUCUUCACAUUUCCUCUGGGAGUGCCAGUAUUCUGGUUUACUUACUGUCGUGGAUAUGGAUAGCUGGGGUUUUUGCAGUGUGUAUGGUGAUAUAUUGCGCUCGAGAGAAGUACGUGAUCCGGAAUCACCUUUGUUAUCGGCAAGUUCUGUUGGGCACUGCUGUUUCGGUGGCUCUAGCAAUAGUUGCCUUAUUGCAGUUAACGAAUUUUAAGCUGGUUGAUCUUUUCACUGCUCUGCUGGCCUUCAUACCCACUGGCUGGGGAAUCAUUUCAAUAGCACAGGUUUUUAGGUCCUCUAUCCAAGGAACUAGGCUUUGGGACAUUGUUGUUUCCUCGGCUCGACUAUAUGAUCUCUUGUUUGGAGUGAUUGUCAUGGCACCGGUCGCAGUAUUAGCAUGGCUUCCCGGGUUUCAGUCAAUGCAAACGAGGAUUCUCUACAACGAGGUGUUUGUUCGGGGAGUCCAGAUAUCCCAAAUACUUUCUGGGAAGAACAUAAUAAGAAACGGGUAACUAGUAAUCCCAGGGUAAUUAGAAUGUGGAAUCUCUUAUGAUACGUUUGCAGUCCCUACUUUCUGCAUUUACGUUGCUUGCUACUUUGUAACAAAGUUAUGCAGACCAAUUGCAAUCAUUGGGCCUCCCCUACUGAUAUGGCAGUAGUUAUGUAUA